Bradysia coprophila is the source of this 2109-nucleotide messenger RNA. RefSeq lists its product as uncharacterized. NCBI's taxonomy places the organism in Eukaryota, Metazoa, Arthropoda, Insecta, Diptera, Sciaridae. The record is from RefSeq and is a predicted model, not a curated record.
ACAUUGUGCUUCCGUCUAUCGCGGUGUUUGGAUCGUCUUGUAGAUGAUAGUCGGCUAAAAAUAGAAUUGCUAAUUACACAUUCUAUUUGGUUUGGGUCGUUAAAAGUGAAUUUGCAGCGAAAACAGUAUGUUGGUUAUAAAAAGUGCAUUAAAAACUGUUUUUCACUUUAAAUGAAAAUUGCAAAAAUUUUAAUUUAUUUAUACGAGUGAACUGUCCCAUUGUUGCAAUAUUAUUUAUAGCUUCUGGAGUGGUGUUUGCCCCCAUAAAGACAAUUUAAAGAUUAUUUUUUGACAUUAUUUUAAUAUAACAACGAACGUGUCUACUUCAGCUGCAAUUUUGUUGCUUGUCACUAGAGAUUCGGUCAAAAUGGUGUCAUCCGCCUGUGUUCAUCUAGUUGUACUUAGUUUGUUUUGUGUCACUUUCUGCAAUGGAAAAAGUGUUGCUCUACCAUCAGUCGAUACAAAAACGGCAGACCAGCCACAAAGCAAGCAAGAUACACCGAUUGUGGACGUAAAGCUAAACCAAAGUCCAUUCAAUGGAAUAUCGAAAGAAGCAACCAAUUCGAAACAGACUGUGUCCAAAGUGAACAAAAGCUUUAAAUUACCACCGCGAGAGUUCUUAAGCCCGCAGCCCAGUCAUAGGUCUAAUAAAAUGCUCGACUUUUUUUCCUUCUUUCCCGAUCCCAUUGUGCCACCGUACCAGUCCCCAGACUAUUAUGCUCAACAUGGAUAUUUCAACGAUAUGCAUCCGAUGGAAGUCGAUGAGAUGAUGGCUAGAGCAAAUCGACGUCGACCGAACGGCAAUGAAAAUUCACCAAUUUAUUACAUUCGAUUGCCGCCGACACCAUAUAUGUUUGUGCCGGGCAUGGGUUACAUUUCGCAGCCACCCACCAUUCAGCCACUAUCGCCACAAUACUCGAUGCCACAACAACAAGUUCCUGUCAAUCCAUUCCUCAAUGUGCCCGUCAAUUUCUUGUCGAACGGUAAACCCACAAAUGUGUAUCAGUGGAAUAACAAUCCAGCAUUUGGACCACAAUAUCCAUCGUAUCUUCCGACCAGACCGCAUCAUCGUCCCGGAUAUAGACCGAAACCUUACUUGCACGAUUCGAAAAUUACUCACUUAAAGGGACCAUAUGUCUUCAAUGGCCGACCAGAAGACAUAUACGUACUACCGAACGAUCCAUAUCAACAAAGUCCGUACAGGCCACACUAUAGUUCUAAUUUCAAUAGUCACCCAUACAAUAGUCAAAUGUACAAUACCCCAUACAAUUCCGGUUUCAAUUCGGUGUACCCUGACCCAAUGGAACAUUUCUACUAAAAACAGCAUUGCACAUUGUCGAUUCUCGACGUAACUCCAGAUAAUUGUAGAAUUUUAAGUGUCUCCUAACUUUAUUCAAAAAUAUACUCAAAGUUGGCACUGUUUUGUUGUUGAUAUAUUUUGUAAAGGUAGUUUCACGAUGAGGAAAUUGAGAUAAUUUAAGCUUUAUCUGAUGUGGGUGAGAGCGCCGGGGAUGAUACAGGAAUUUUAAAGCAAAAGUUAGGAAAAUGAUUUUCGGUUCAUGAAAGCGAAUUUAUUCUUUUUUACGUUCGGUAUAAAAGAAUUCGGUGAGGUGGAAGUUAGUCGACUUUUUUGUUUUUGUUUUAUUGUCGUUUGUUAGUUCGGUGUUAGAGCUGUGGAAAAUUGAAGAAGAAAAACCAAUUAAAGUAAUUUACACUUAUCUGGGGCUACGUUGGGCUGGCGACCAUACUGAAAAGAGAAUCUUGCAAAUUGUAAAUACGAAUCACUUAUUGCCACUAUACUGCUGACUUCUCUCAAGACGUUUUGAUUGAGAUUGUGACCUUAUUAUCUUUGAUAAAGUUAAAUUUAAUUGAUAAGUUCCUUGUUAAUGUUAGGAAAUGUCUUGAUAAGCUUAUUGAAAACACACUGCACUGCACACUCAACGACCUGCGACCUAUUUUUUCUCGUUUUUUCCCCUCUCUUUUACAUCAAGAGAAACUAUUUUUCGGUUCAACUUUUCAUAUAAUUUAAGUGUUAGCUCUAAGAAUUAUAGGAUUAUAGUGAUAAAAUGUUCUUGCAACAAGGACAGCCUCUUUAAACAAACAGAAAAA